Messenger RNA from Maylandia zebra (zebra mbuna), 5795 nucleotides. RefSeq names its product neuronal tyrosine-phosphorylated phosphoinositide-3-kinase adaptor 2a (gene nyap2a). The record is from RefSeq and is a predicted model, not a curated record. Lineage: Eukaryota; Metazoa; Chordata; Actinopteri; Cichliformes; Cichlidae. Gene Ontology annotation, biological process: neuron projection morphogenesis; phosphatidylinositol 3-kinase/protein kinase B signal transduction.
GUCAGGUUGCUGUGGUUUCAGCCUCUCGUUUCUUGUGGCGACCAUCGUCAGGGAUGUGUGUGUGUGAGGGUGAAGGGUGUGUGUGUGUGACUGUGUGUGUGUGACUGUGUGUGUGUGUGUGUGUGUGUGUGUGUGUGUGUGUGCAUUUGAGUGGUGGUUAUUGCAACUGUAAGGAUAUAUGAAUGAAGAAAGGCGAAGAGGAAGGAAAGGAAGGACGGGGGAGGAAAGUGGCAUUGAAGGGUGGAUCUGGAUUAACGUCGAUGCAGACAAAAAAAUCUGUCAUUUCCUCUGAGCUGCAGAGAUCUGAGAGGACAACAGAAGCCUCAUCACUCCAUCUUUGUUCCUGCAGAGGGAGGACUGAAGGAGGGAAGGAAGGAGUCGAGGACCAAAAGGGGGAAAGAAAGGAGGACUGAAACAAGGAAAAAAUAAUAGGAAGCAGGGAAGGAAAUAGGAUCGAAUCAGGGAAGGAGGGAGAGUAGGAGGAAGAGGGAGUCUGAGUCCUUGCUGGUCAUCAGGCUAACAUCACCUGAACUGUCUUGCUUCUGCUCUGAGGCUUCCUGGUUGAACUGAACAAGAUGUGAGCAGAUGUUACACGAGCCAGCGUUGCUGCUUUCCAGCUUCUAACCAGUCUUAAGGUCAUUAGGGAGUCAUGACAUCACAGGAGGAGGGAUCUUCAUUCAGGAGGUUUUUCCAAUACGUGGAGGACAGUGGACUUCGAAUAUACGAUGGUCUGGUGAUCCAAAACGCCUCCGACAUUGCUAGAGAGAGCGACCGCAUUCGCAACCAGACCAAUUGGACCUACCUGCAUGAAAAACACCAGAAAAAAAGACGGCAGGAAGAAAGCAUCAAGAGGAUUGGUGAGGAUGUUGCCGCGGCCUCGGAUGGGGCGUACUCUGGGAAACACUUCAGGAUGGGUUUCAUGACGAUGCCAGCUCCACAGGACCGAUUGCCCCCAGCCAACCAGGGCUUCACCGUCAGAUCGCAGUCCCUCCACUCAGUGGGCGGAGGAGAAGAUGACUCCAGCAGCAGCCGCAAACAACCCCCACCCAAACCUAAGAGAGAUCCCAACACCAAAUUGAGCAGCAGCUCCGAAACUGUGGAUGGGGGUGGAGUUACAAGAAGAGACCACCAAGACACCAAAGAGAAGCUAGAACAGGCUGAAGCUCAAUGUUUCCUGCACUCUGAAGAUGCCUCCAAGAAGAUGCCUCCACCUAAACCCAAAAGGAAUCCCAAUACUCAGCUCAGCACCUCCUUUGAUGAGUGCUACAUCCGUAACCAUGGCAACAAGAAGUCUUCCUUGCAGUGGGACAAAUCUUCAUCCCAAAGUCAGAGUCCAGCAUCCAGGGACACAGACGAAGAGGAGCCAGUUUACAUUGAGAUGGUGGGAAACAUCCUGCGAGGGCUGAAAGGUCAGGAAGCAGAGGAGGACGACCAGAAUGAAUCGGUGUACGAGGAGAUGAAGUACCCAAUGCUGGAAGACUUUCUGCAGGACACAAAUGCUGCCAUCAUUGACCCUGAAGCUUGGUCAUCCCGCGGCUCACUCUGUGACAUUCCUCCACCUUUCCCAAAUCUCCUGACUCACCGCCCACCACUGCUCAUCUUCCCACCUGCCCCCGCUCAGUGCUCCCCAAACUCAGAUGAGUCCCCCCUCACCCCUUUGGACGUCACACGCCUCCCCAUGUUAGAAAACGUCUCCUACAGCAAGUCGGGCAGUGUUGAACAGCCGCAGAGCUCCACUCACUACCGCAAAGAACGAGACCGGGACAUGCCCUCCACUCAUACCAUCACAUCUUCUGGUCGCUCCUCAGCUCCACCUCUCCCCUCCAGCCUUUACAAGUCAUCCAGCACCACACACGGUGGUCACGGUUACCCCCGCAGCCAAUCAGCAUGCCCAUCUCCUGUCAGCAUGGGACGCUCGCUAACACCUCUGAGCCUGAAGAGGCCACCACCGUAUGACACCCUGAUGGCAGGAGGAAGUAUGCCUCGCUCUUCAUCUUCAUCUUCAUCAUCUUCACACAGGGCAGGUGAAGGAGGGGCUAAACUCAGUAACUCCUCCUCCACACAUGGGUCCAUGCAGAACAUGUCCGUGAGGUCACAGACUCCAACAAGUCCACUAGACGAACUCAACAACCUGUUUGCAUCAGGUAGACAGGUGAUGAAGAGGGGAUCAGGAGGGAGGAAGAGCAGGGAGGGUGAAGGAGAUGGCAAGUCCAGACAUGACAGUAAAGACAGAGAUGGACAGUCGAGUCCGGUUUCCAGCAGGAUGGGGAGGUCAUCUGUCAGUCCCACCAUGAUGCUGACAGGAGGAGGAGAACCAAAGUCUGCGGGUAAGCUCGGCCGCUCAGCUUCGACUUCAGGAGUACCUUCACCAGGCGGCAUGCCACAUCGUCACCUGCAUGAGCCGCAUCACCUUGCCCUAAGCCAGAUGCCAUGGCUAUGUGGCGACGCCACCAUGAUGGAGAUGAUUGAGAAAAAGAGAGUUUUAUGUCGAGAGAUCAAAGCUCGUCAGCGGCCAGAUAAGAAUCUGUGCAAACAGGACAGUAUGCCCAUCUUGCCCAGCUGGAAGAGGAAGCAGCCACCGCCAUACUCGGCCUCGCCCACUGCCGCUGGCCAUGCUGCCACCGUGUUCUGGGACACCGCCAUCUGAAAGACAAAUACUCGCGCCAUGAAACACCCAGAACAGUGUUGUGUAAAACGGAGAAACACAGCAAUGAUGAUCAUGAUGAGGUUCCACCGUGCACUGAAUGCUUGAAUGUGAUGAAAGAUGCUUUUCCUUCCUUGUUUCACGAGAGCAAGAGCAGAGCCACUGCUGAAAGUCAUCUGACUAAACUUCUUUCUUCCCUUCUGAGCAUCUUACUUUUUUACAUGAAUUCAAGUUAUACUGAAUCUAAUAGUCAUGAAAGAGCAAACGUUCUUCAGUUACAUACAAAAACUAACAGGUGGACCUGCUCCUCCGUGUGGUAUGUUUGUCAUUUAAAGAAAGAACAUACCACAGUAAAGCUGCAGAUGUCCUGAUGUGUGCAGGUCCGUUCACCAUCAGAAGAAUAAUCAGAGAAAUCGGUCAAUCUGUGCAGAGGGCAGUAAUGUUCACACAGAGCCCUCUAGGAAGGAAGUUUCACCUCCAGGAAAAGGCACUGUCCAAAUCAGCGUCUUCACAGAGAAAAGGGGUGUGGUUUCCCAGUGAUCUAGAUAUUGAUUAGCCAAUCUGUUUCCUUGCAUGGGUUAAGCAGGAAGUUGCCCCUGAGGUUACCUGAUAAGCAGCUCCCCCCCCACACACACACACAAACUCUCACACACACACUCAUGCGGGUGUUCUCCUGCCAUCCAAUCAGAGUCUAGAAGGGCGUGGUCAUUCGGGUGUAGCAGAGCUUUCUGUCGUCUUUCUACUCGUUAUUUUUCUAUCUGUAAAAGACUGAUGGUUUUUUUUAAGUCUGACAGUUGUGUAGCAGAAAAAAGUCAUUUAUAAAGUAACAAAAAGGCUGAAAAUGUUGCUUAAUCGUGUUUUUAUAUUUAAAAAAUUAAAGGCUUGCUCAUCUGUGUGUGAAAGAAUGACGUGACCGUGUUUUAUAUGGAAAACACUUUUAUUCAGAUGAGAAAGGCUAUUUUGAAAAGAGAAUAUUUUGACAGGUUGUUUGUUCGUCUGCUCUCAUCAGCUGCCCCGACUGUCAUCAACAACAGGGAGAGACAGCUUUGUCAGGGUCAAAGGUCACUCCUUUGGGGGCAGUAGAUGAUGAUGACGGUCUGCAGAAAGCUUUCACUUGAUGAAUGCAGUUUAUUGAUCAUUGGUGAAUGAGCUGAUUGAUUAUCAUGAUGUCAAAUCAAAGCACUGAGGCAAAGCAUUAUGGGAUAUCAGAUAAAUGUAAAUCAGCCUCAAGCCACGUGGCAUCUGACUACAGACAAGAUGGAGGACAGGAAAUCAUGUGACAUCAGCUGCACCCGGCAUUUGAAGUCACAGCAACCUCGCUCUUGUGUAACAGAGGAGCAUCGCAGCCGGGGUUAUAAUGGAGUCAUGUGACGUCUCCACCUCAGCUGAUUCUACAAACAUCAAAGUUUGACAGGAAUUAUGAGGCCUGUUCCUCCUCAUCGUGCACGCCCCGCCUACUCGGCCACGUGUAAACGACCGCACGUGUCUUCCAAUUCUGAGGUCACGUGACUUCCUGUCUGCCACAGACGUUGACCAUCUUGUCCACAGAUGUUCUCGAAGCCAUGGGGAGAUUUCAUAUUUGGAUAUGCACACAAACUCUCACACUCGCUGUGAUCAACACAGAGUGUGAUCAUGUCAUCUAUAGCGUCCUUGUUAACGAUUUGAUGCUUUUUGUUCCUGUAAUCAACCAAGUGCACUUCAGUUUGUAAAAGUCGAUAUUAAAAUAAAACUUUAUUAACUUGUCCUGAGAAAUUUUAAGAUUAAUCAAUGAACAGGAUCAGUGUCUGUGAAACAUAAGACUGAUCGUUCCCUCAGACUGUCAGAGAAAUGUUUAAAUCAUUGUUCCCACCGCGCUCGGUGUCACUGAACGUUACACAGCAGAACCACAGCAGAGUGCAGGACAGAUUCUACUGCGAUCCCAUGAUGCUGAACGCAGCUGUGCAGCCAGGUAACAACGUGAUGAUGAUGAUGAUGAUGAUGUCCAUUCCCACAAAGACUUCCUGAGCUUGCUCAGUUUGUCUUCCUCCUUUCCUCUGUGCCAGAGCGUGAGCAGCCGUAGCACAGGCCGGUCAGAGAGAGGGACCAACAUGUAAUCAGUACAUCAUUACUGUAUCACUGAAAGAUGACGGUACUGUAUGUAAGGUAAUUACAUACAUGUAAUGUCAUGUUGACCACUGCACUGAGGGAACAGUCACAUGACCUGAGAGUGUCACAUGACUCCUCCAUGCAACACGAAAAACUAAAAUAUUUUAUUCUUCAAACGACACCUGGCUUAAGGCUCAGGAUGAUGAUGUAAAGGUCAGUCACAUAAAAAUCAGGUCAUUUUGUCCACAUGAUGGCGCUGUUUCACUCUCAUUCGUGUACUUCACCUGUGGGCAGGUGUCCCUGUGACUGAGCGGAGUGCUGGCACUGAAUCAGGGUCCUGCUCCAGAAAGCAGCUUCAGUUAAACUCUGAGUCCGUUACUGUGGCAACAGACUCUGUGAACUUCACCUUUUCACUGGCAGGUGUUCUCUCUGACUCCGCCCUGAGUCCUGCAGCCCAACCAUUUAACUGACCUUCCAUUUCGUAGAAUAGCUGUCAGAGAUCAGAGUGAAGUUCGUACAAACACUUAUUUUUCACUGUAACCUCUGACCUUAACACAUUCUCAGUGGGUAUGCCAGACAGCAGGGAGUCCACAGCACUGACUCUGCAGGAUGGAUCCAAAUUGGAUCAGGAGCACAGAUUCAGAGCGGAUCAGACCGAGGUUCGGCUCUGUUUUGGAACUGUGUUCCCGAUUUAAACGUCUCCUCCUGAAAUGUUUGAACCGUGUCUGAGCGGCAUGCAGACAGCUCUAUAACAGAUGCUGUGGGCAAACUUGCUCCGAUUGUUGGAUUUAAGGUCAAAGGUCACAUCAGGAUUCAGCUGAUCUAAAUCAAACUUUAUUCAGUCUGUGACGAUGACAGAGUGCUCUUUGUUGACUCUUUGCCCUGGUCUGUCAGGCUGAACAUACUCAGAGCUGAUUGGACCAGCUCGAAUCUUCUGGAACAGGAAGUUCAGGGUUUGCUGAAGCCGCUUCCUGGAUCAGGGUCCAGGUGAACGAGUUCAGAGUCUGUGUUUAUUUUUAUUGACUGUUGUGACACUGUGAUGAAAAUAAAUCAGAUUUUUAAUGAA